AUGGCCUCCCUCGCCGCCGCCCAAGACAGCAGCGACAGCGACGACGAGGCCCACUUCUGGCCCUUCGCCGAGGCCUUCGAGGACGACACGCAGACCUACCCCUACGGCACGCUGUCCGCCGUGGCGUCGCACGUGACGACGCCGCGGGAGACGGCCCUCGCAGCCGCGCGGCUCGGCGACGUGGCGCGCGACGACGUCUUCGUGGACCUGGGCUGCGGCGUCGGCGCGGUGACGAACCUCGUCCACGCGACCGUCGGCUGCGCGUGCCUGGGCAUCGACUGCUGCGAGGCCGAGGUCGCCGCGGCGCGUCGAGCCGCGGCGCCGCCCGUCGACGGCCACGCCGCGACGUACGUCACCUGCGACCUCUUCGACAUGCCGCGCCACGUCGCCGGCGUCGAAGCCGCGCGGCUGGUCGUCUACAUGCACCUCAUCCCCAAGCUCGUCUGCCGGAGCGAGGUGCGCGACCUGCUCGAGCCCUACGUGCGCGCGGGGGCCCGCGUGAUCACGUCCAAAUACCACCCGGACUACUGGCGCGCGGCGCGGACCGACGGCACGCUCGACCUGCGACGGUACGACGCCGCGUCGCUGUCGGCGGCGGACGACGCGCGCUGGCGGCGCCUCGGCAAGUGGCGCGGCUUCUACAACAGCGCGCACGCGCCGCACCUGCCGCCGGGCGCGGCGCCGACGCUCGACGCGCUCCCCUGGCGGUCGGGCGAGGCCUACGCAGAACUCGCGCGCUACCUCGAGGCCGCGCCGCGGGGCGCGCGGGCGCUGGACGUCGGCUGCGGCACGGGCGAGAACCUGGCGGCCCUCGCGGCGCGCUUCGACGAAGCGCUCGGCGUCGACGUCGUCCAGGGCGCCGCGGACGCGGCGAACGAGCGCGCGCGGGACCUGGAGAACGCGCGCGCGGUCGUCGGCGACGUCCUCGCGCCGGGCGCCGCGGCGAAGCUCGGCACCUUCGACUUCGUCUUCGACGCCCAGACCUGGCACUGCGUCCGCGGCGUCGACGAGGCCGCGGCGCGCGCGUUCUACGGCGCGCUCGUGCGGCCCGGGGGGCGGCUCAUGGUCCUCUGCGGCAACGCGGACGAGCCCGACGAGCGCGGGCCCGUGCGCGUGGCGCGGGCCGACGUCGAGCGCGCCUUCGACGGCACGGGGCUCGUGCUGGAGGCGCUGUCCCCCUUCCGCUUCGACGCGACGGCCGCGUACGCGCGGCAGGACUUCACGGAGCCGCCCCUCGGGUGGCGCGCGCUCUGGCGGAGGCCGGCGUCGUAA
Messenger RNA from Aureococcus anophagefferens, 1272 nucleotides. RefSeq lists its product as hypothetical. NCBI's taxonomy places the organism in Eukaryota, Pelagophyceae, Pelagomonadales, Pelagomonadaceae. The record is from RefSeq and is a predicted model, not a curated record. The coding region runs from base 1 to 1272 and encodes 423 amino acids. The transcript has a single exon.